CCUUCGAAGCACCACGCCGAGGUGUUCAUCCUGAGGUACUCCGCGUGCUGGAUCGUCUCCGUCGUCGUCGUCAUCGCGACGGCGGCGUACGAGUCGUGGGGGAAGUGGGGGUACAUGUCCUACUGCGGCGCGUGCGCGGCGCCCGCGGUGCUCUAUCCCCUGAUGUUCCCGCUCCGAGGCGACGUCGGACGCCCGCUGAGGGACUGGUACAUCCUCAAGGCGAACGUCUGGAUCGGCGUUUUCUCCUUCAUCGGAAACUACUGGUACACGCACUACUUCUACGUCGUGCUCCGAGCGAACUACACGUUCGACGCGCACAGGCUGAACGACGUCCCGAUCGCGCUGUACCUGAUGACGCACGCGUACUUCAUGUUCUACCACGUCCUGUCCAACGCGGCGCUUCGUAAGAUUCGGAGCAGGUACCGGCCCGGGCGCGGUCGAUUCGCGUUUGAGUGCGGCGCAAUCGCCGCGAUGAGCUACUCUACCGCGUUUAUGGAAUCGCUGACGAUCUGCGGGUUCCCGUACUACUCGUUCGAGGACAGGGACAUGGCGUACACGCUGGGCAGCGCGUUCUACGGCAUCUACUUCCUCGUCUCUUUCCCGAUGUUCCUCAGGGUGGACGAG
Micromonas commoda is the source of this 624-nucleotide messenger RNA. RefSeq lists its product with no specific name. The transcript has a single exon. NCBI's taxonomy places the organism in Eukaryota, Viridiplantae, Chlorophyta, Mamiellophyceae, Mamiellales, Mamiellaceae. Gene Ontology annotation, molecular function: cycloeucalenol cycloisomerase activity. The annotation marks the transcript as partial. The record is from RefSeq and is a predicted model, not a curated record.